GAACAAGGAUUGUUGAUACCUUACGUGAGACGACUACUGUUGGCAUAACGAUAGCUGGCUAGUGAGAGACGGUGACUGUUGUCUACCAACAUGUAAAUCAAUUCAUAUUCUCAUUUAGCCUCCUGUGGUAACUGUUUCCCAGAAGAGUGCAGGUUAGCCUCAAUCCCAGGCCGCACUUUUUUCAAUGGAAGGCCUGUGAAAGAGAAGGGCUCUGAAAGAGGCUAAGUGCAGCACAAUAUUCAGUGAGUGAUGAGAGACCAUGUCCAACAGAAUUAGUCACUUUCACCUGCACUGCUCCUGGAAAUUCUUUGAGAUGGGAGCCAUCAGAUGUUUCUCGCAUCACUGUUCGCUCCACCUCCAAUAUCAGUAUGCUGCUAAUGCAUUCUGGUUACACUGUGACACUGAUUGCAUUCAAUGAUACUACAUUAACAUCUACUCUGUCAAGAACAGCAGAGAAUGGGAUCACUGUGUCUUGUGUGGACCCACAGCCUACUCUAACCACUAUAGGAUCUUCAAUGAUCCAAUUGAUUAAUCCACCAGGGCCACUUUCCACCAUAAGACACUUCACUUCGAGCAGCUCAGCCAAUGGAGUCAGUGUGACUAUUGGUUGGGACGCUCCUACUGAGACUGUUGGUAGAGAUAACCUCACCUACACAGUGACCAUAUUACCUUCGGCCCCGCUCUCUGCUACUGUCCUCACAUCCACCUCUGUCACUGUGACUGCUCAAUACAAUGUGGACUACACUGUCAGUGUUGUGGCUACCAACUGUGCUGGAAAUAGUACAACCGCUGACUACAACUUUAAGAUUGAUGGAGAGCGGGACAAGAACACAGGAGAGAUUAUCUGCAGAAAUGAAUCAUGCAGUGUGGCAGUAACACGUGGGAACGUUGCUGCUAUAGCUGGAGGUGUUGUUGGUGGUAUAGUAGUCAUGUUACUCAUCAUUUUAGGGGCAAUAGUUUUGUUAGUGGUUUUCAGAAGAAUGGGAAAAGAAAGUACACUCAAAUCAAAUAAUAGUACGGAAAUGGAUGAUAUAAUUAAUAACCCUGCUUCAUUAACCUACGAUGAGGUUACCGUCAACAGUGAAAAGAGCGCUCAGAGACUACCUUCCUAUGGACAGCUCGGUAUUGUGGCCACAUUGGAGCCAGUCGUCUAUGCUGUCCUUAGCUCCAGCCAGAAAAACAACACAACUAGUACUACCACAGCAAACCAACAUCAGGUGACCUACGCCACUGUGGAUAUUGAUGCCACUAAGAAACAAUCAGCCAAGGCAGCCACCCUCCCAGCCAGCCCAACAGUGCACUCUCACCAACAAACAUCCUCAGCCCCGGCAGAUGUGGACAAGCUCCUGGACAUUGACCAGGCCUUGGUGCAGAUCCGGUCAAUGAAGCACAAGUGGAGGGAGCUUGCUGAGAGUGUGAGGCUGCCGGAGACAAUGAUUGAACAGAUUGAGGAGUCAUGUUGCAAUGACAGUGCUGGCUGUUUAACGGAGGUGAUUAACCAAUGGAGUUGCUCUGAACAACCAAUAACCUGGAGGGAGCUGGCUGAUCAUCUCAGUAAGAUCGGAGAAGAGCAACUGUCAAAGGAUCUCAUGACUAUUCACGGGACUAGUUGUCUCCCUGUGGAGUUGAACUCUUGCUUGGCAACACCAAAUACUUCGUAUAAGUACGACAAAACCCCACUCCUCCCCUCUAAAUCCCCCACAGUGACAGAUGACAGUCCGGGACUACUAAAUACACUCACACCCUCACGCCCUCCUAAAUCAACUGGUGAGAUGGUUCCACCCCGCCCCCCUAAACCAGCCCCUAACAACGAACCCCCGGCACUUCCACACCCCAUGAAGCAAUACGCCAAGCACUAGGUGUGUGGUACAGAAUACAACAAUUCUUUUAGCACAAGAAUCAACUCAACACAUGACUUCAAUUUUAUUCUGUGUUUGUUUAUCCCCGUAGUUUAGUCACAAUUACUUAAUUUUCAUGCAGCUUACAUGUUAAAAAAGUUUAUCAUUCAAGUUAGGUAUUCAUUUGGUGUUGUCUCAAAUAUUAUUACUUUUAUCCAUGAA
Halichondria panicea is the source of this 2060-nucleotide messenger RNA. RefSeq lists its product as uncharacterized. Lineage: Eukaryota; Metazoa; Porifera; Demospongiae; Suberitida; Halichondriidae. Gene Ontology annotation, molecular function: protein binding. The record is from RefSeq and is a predicted model, not a curated record. The transcript is spliced from 13 exons. Gene Ontology annotation, biological process: signal transduction. Bases 369 to 1859 code for a protein of 496 amino acids.